UCAAAGUGCUAUCAAAAUGAAAUGUAUUAUGUUUAAAUAUAUUCUAUUUCUAAGCCUGAUACUGAUCUUAGCUGAAGGUGCAGAGGCUAACGAAAAUGAGUCUUGUGUGGCAGCCAGAAAAGCAGAGGAGGAAUGUGGAGAGCAUACCUAUAAGGCUAUUAGACCAUUAUUAAAGUAUAUACAUCAGAUGAAGACGGAAAUUGAAAGCAAUAACAAUAAAAUGGAAGGCAAAGAUAGAGAAAUCAAGCAAUUACAGGAAAAACUUAACCAACAUAAUGAAUUCGUCAUCGAGGCACUUAAAGAGCUAACGAAGAACGUAUUAUCAAUAAAAGAGGAAAUGGGUAAACCCACUUCCAAUGCCUUGAAAGUCCAGGACCUUGAAGAGCAGCUGGAGAAACAAAAGAAGUCAAUCGAUCAAAAGGACCAACAAAUAUCCGAAAUCAAAAAUGAAAUCAACAACUUAACCAAUAAAUUAAAAAACUAUGAAGAUAAGCCCGGUGGAUGCACUCCCUUUGGAGAUGCCCCGGGUAUUCACAAAAUUAUUACCAAAGAUUCGUUCGAUGCACUUUGCGACAGUGCGACAGCAGGUCCUGGCUGGACGGUUAUCCAACAGAGAAUCAAUGGUAAGGAGGAUUUCUUUAGGAAUUGGGCCACAUACCGCAACGGAUUUGGUGCUUUUGAUGGUGACUUCUUCUUAGGACUAGAGAAAAUUCAUCGCUUGACGAGCGCCCAACCCCAUGAGCUCUACAUACACAUUGAAAGAUUUGAUGGUAUCAUCAAGUACUUCAGAUAUAAACAAUUUGCCAUCGCUGGCGAGGAGGAUCAAUACAGACUGAUCACCUUAGGUAAAGUUGAGGGCAAUGGAACAGAAGAAUUCUUGCAUUUCCACAGAAACAUGAAAUUCAGCACAUUCGAUCGUGAUAAUGAUGCUUGGAGUGGCCACUGCGCAAGUAAAGACAAAUUUUGUGGUGGCUGGUGGUACAAUAACUGUACAGGAAGCAAUUUAAAUGGCAAAUAUUAUGAUCAUGAGGUGGAAAGAAGGGAUGCCAUAUUUUGGGAUGGCUUCGUCUCGUUGAAAAAAGUGAAAAUGCUUAUACGACCCAAGAGCUAUUGAAAAUUGUAAAAGUUUCGUUUACAAUAAUAUAUACAAGUCUAUCAAAUAUACGACAUUUUAGUAAA
Messenger RNA from Drosophila virilis, 1179 nucleotides. Its product is annotated as angiopoietin-related protein 7. NCBI's taxonomy places the organism in Eukaryota, Metazoa, Arthropoda, Insecta, Diptera, Drosophilidae. The record is from RefSeq and is a predicted model, not a curated record.